Molecule: messenger RNA, 1309 nt
Organism: Arachis stenosperma
Lineage: Eukaryota; Viridiplantae; Streptophyta; Magnoliopsida; Fabales; Fabaceae
Product: nicotinate N-methyltransferase 1-like
Exons: 4
Coding region: 48-1148 (366 amino acids)
Biological process (GO): methylation
Molecular function (GO): S-adenosylmethionine-dependent methyltransferase activity; O-methyltransferase activity
Source: RefSeq, a predicted model, not a curated record
ACAACAAAAUAAACACGAGUGUAAAAAGAAAGGAGGAGUAGGUACUAAUGGAGAUGAAGAUGAAUGGAGUUACUACCACCACGGCCACCGUUACCACCACUUGUGAGUCUCAAAACAAAGCGAGGCUUGCAAUUCUGGAACUAGCACACAUGAUGAGUGUCCCAAUGUCCCUCGUCGCCGUCAUCAAUCUGAAGGUCCCCCAAGCCAUAUGGCAAGGCGGUUCCAACGCUCCCAUCUCCGCCUCUCAAAUUCUUGCCCGCGGUGGUGCCGCCUAUGACGCUGAGAACCUUCAGCGCAUUCUCCGCUUGCUGGCCAGCUAUAACAUAUUCAUGGAGCACCUUAACAGCAGCGGUGAAAGGAAGUACUCCCUCACUGACAUUGGCAAGACUCUCAUUGAUGAUGCUGAAGGUUUGUCCUAUGCAUAUUACAUGCUCCAGCACCAUCAGGAUGCAUUGAUGCGAGCAUGGCCGUUGAUGGAGGAGACAGUGAAGGAUCCAACAGUGGAGCCAUUCAAGAAAGCAAACGGAGAGGGUGCAAUAUCAUAUUAUACAAAGAGACCAGAUGUGUUGAAAUUGGCUGUUAAAUCCUUAUGUGGAAUGUCCAUACCUUUAAUGAAGGAUAUCUUGGAUUCCUAUGAUGGCUUCCAAGGUGUGGACACAUUGGUUGAUGUUGGUGGCAACAAUGGUAUCUCUUUACGCUCUAUCAUGGAAAAAUACCCAAAUGUCCGUAAGGGCAUCAACUUUGAUCUUCCAGAUAUGGUGGCCAAUGCACCACAGAUUCCAGGUGUAACUCAUGUGGGUGGCGACGCGUUUGAAUCUGUUCCUAGUGGAGAUGCCAUCUUCAUUAAGUGGGUCCUGUUAGCAUGGACAGAUGAGGAAUGCAAGAAAGUUUUCCAGAAUUGCUAUAAGGCGCUUCCGGCGAACGGAAAAGUGAUCGCUUGCGAGCCGGUGGCGCCGGAGAUAACGGAUGAGAGCCAGAGAACAAGAGCAUUGCUUGCUGGUGACAUAUUCAUAAUGACAAUGUAUAGAACCAAGGGGAAGCACAGGACGGAACAACAAUUCAAAGAGCUUGCUACUUCUGCUGGAUUUUCUCAUUUUCGUGCUUUCUAUAUUGAUCCUUACAUGGCUGUGCUUGAAUUUCACAAAUGAUCCAAUCAAGUACCAUAUGUGAUGCAUGUUGUUAAGUCCCUACUUAUGAUGAAUCAUCAAAAAUAAUGGGCACAAAUAAUUAUUAUUAGGAACAGUAACUAUGAGUAGUACACUUCUUGAGAUUGUUCCUAAUAAAUUUUAGGAUAAAGUAUUUUAAUUUA